AAAAGAGCAGCAGGAAAGAGAAGGGAAAAAAAGGAGCACCUUUUGCGGGGAAAAAACACCUGUGCAUCCAUCCCCUACAAAAAGAUCCCAACUUUCUCAGAUUUCAACCUCCAACUCCAUCACUCCCUCGAGUCUCAACUCAAUGGAUUUCUCGAAAUGGGUCCUCUUGCUUCUAAUUCCAUGCCUGUUCAUCCCGCGAUCAUGUCUGUGUUCAUCAAACCCGGUUUGACCCCAGAAGAGCUGGCUCGAAUCCCAGUGGAAUUCCUCAAUCUCGCUCAAAAGCCGGAGAUCGUGGACUACAUGGUGGGCAUCAGGAGGAGGAUACACGAGUACCCAGAACUCGGUUUCGAGGAAUUUGAGACCAGCAAGCUCGUAAGGUCGGAGCUUGAUCGGAUGGGUAUUCAAUAUAAACACCCACUUGCUGUUACCGGUGUUGUGGGUUACAUCGGAACUGGGAAGCCACCUUUCGUAGCAAUUCGAGCUGAUAUGGAUGCUUUGGAAAUGGAGGAGAGUGUAGAGUGGGAGCACAAGAGCAAAGUUCCUGGGAAAAUGCAUGCCUGUGGACAUGAUGGUCACGUUGCUAUGCUUCUUGGUGCGGCCAAGUUGCUUCAAGGUCGCCUUGAUGAGUUACAGGGGACAGUUGUUCUUGUUUUUCAACCAGCUGAGGAAGGAGGCGGAGGAGCGAAGAGAAUGAUAGAUGAUGGAGCACUGGAAAAUGUUGAUGCCAUCUUCGGACUGCACCUUUCUGUCAAAUUCCCUAUUGGUGCAGUGGCAACCAGGCCUGGUCCUCUUUUGGCUGCAUGUGGUUUCUUCGAGGCAGUAAUAAGCGGAAAGGGAGGUCAUGCGGCGAUUCCGCAGCACACAAUAGAUCCAAUUGUAGCGGCAUCCAAUGUAAUUAUUAGUCUGCAGCAUCUCAUUUCACGUGAAGCCGAUCCACUGGAUUCGCAGGUGGUUACGGUGGCUAAGAUUGAAGGAGGCGGCGCGUUCAAUGUGAUUCCUGAUUCUGUGACUAUAGGUGGUACAUUCAGGGUGUUUUCGAUGGACGGCUUAAUCCAACUUAAACAAAGAAUCGAAGAGGUCAUUAUGAGACAAGCAAGUGUACAGAGGUGCAAUGCGACGGUCUCAUUCAGUGUUAAGCCCUUCUACCCACCGACGGCUAAUGACAAAGCUUUGCACGAGCACUUCAAGAACAUCGCACGGGAUAUGCUGGGACCAGACAAGAUUCUAGGGAUGGAACCCCUGAUGGGUUCAGAGGACUUCUCGUUCUAUACUGAGGUGAUCCCAGGUUACUUCUACUAUGUCGGGAUGAAGGACGAGAGCCUAGGGAAGAUGGAAUCUGGGCACUCCCCACACUACAGACUUAACGAAGACUCGCUUUCAUAUGGAGCGGCACUUCAUGCGGCACUAGCGACGCGGUACAUCCUAGAGAACCAACAAAAGUCGGACAUCCUAGAGAACCAACUAAAGUCGGACGCAGCAAAAGAAAGUUCUCAUGACGAAUUGUAAGGUGCUCGUGCUUUCUUGAUUUGAACUUGUUUUAAGCUUCUGAAAACUUAGACUGCCAGCAACCAUAUGGAGAUUUAUUGCCUGGAAAAGGGUAAAAAGAAACAACUUUUUGGAGCUGGAUGUAUAUAUAUGGCAUUGCUGAUUACUGAAAGCCUGUAAGCCGAGGUUAGACAUAGCAGGGGCGACUGUCUCGUCAGAGCGAACCUCAGCUCAGCCUCACUUACUGGGACUUUCGCUUCGGGCAAGAAAGAUGAAUCUCAUGUAACAGUAGUAAAAUCCGGUCACCUUAAGCUUCA
Eucalyptus grandis is the source of this 1802-nucleotide messenger RNA. RefSeq names its product IAA-amino acid hydrolase ILR1-like 4. Gene Ontology annotation, biological process: auxin metabolic process. NCBI's taxonomy places the organism in Eukaryota, Viridiplantae, Streptophyta, Magnoliopsida, Myrtales, Myrtaceae. The transcript is spliced from 5 exons. Bases 157 to 1506 code for a protein of 449 amino acids. The record is from RefSeq and is a predicted model, not a curated record. Gene Ontology annotation, cellular component: endoplasmic reticulum. Gene Ontology annotation, molecular function: IAA-Ala conjugate hydrolase activity.